AUGGCGGCAGGCCCCGGGCCCGGCCCCGGUGGCGGCGGCGGUGCGGGCGGUGCGGGUGGUGGCGGUGCGGGAGGAGGAGGAGGAGGGGGGGGGAUAGCGGCGGCGGCGGGAGGGCCGGGCUGGCGGCUGCCCGGGCGGGUGUUGGAGCUGGUGUUUUCUUACCUGGAGCUGCGGGAGCUGCGGAGCUGCGCGCUGGUGUGCAAGCUGUGGCACCGCGUCCUGCACGGCGACGAGAACAGCGAGGUGUGGCGCAGCCUGGCGGCCCGCUGCCUGGCCGAGGAGGCCCUGCGCACCGACAUCCUCUGCAACGUGCCCACCUACAAGGGCAAGGUCCGUGCCUUCCACCACGCCUUCAGCACCAACGACUGCUCGCGGAACGUCUACAUCAAGAAGAACGGCUUCACCCUGCACCGCAACCCCAUCGCGCAGAGCACGGACGGGGCCCGCACCAAGAUCGGGUUCAGCGAGGGCCGGCACGCCUGGGAGGUGUGGUGGGAGGGCCCGCUGGGCACCGUGGCCGUCAUCGGCAUCGCCACCAAACGGGCAGCCAUGCAGUGCCAGGGCUACGUGGCCCUGCUGGGCAGCGACGACCAGAGCUGGGGCUGGAACCUGGUGGACAAUAACUUGCUGCACAACGGGGAGGUGAACGGCAGCUUCCCCCAGUGCAAUAACGCCCCGAAGUAUCAGAUAGGUGAAAGGAUUCGAGUUAUCCUGGACAUGGAAGACAAAACAUUAGCAUUUGAGAGGGGCUAUGAGUUCUUGGGAGUUGCCUUCAGAGGACUGCCAAAAGUUUGCCUGUAUCCAGCAGUGUCUGCUGUGUAUGGUAACACAGAAGUGACUUUGGUCUACCUGGGAAAACCUCUGGAUGGAUGACAUGGAUCCUUUCCUUGGGUCAUCGAGACGUGGACGAUUGGGAGGAGAAAUCUGCAUGUUGGUUAGAGGGAAACCUGUAUUACAGGAACAGCAAACAAGUGUGGGUGUGUGUCCAAGAGCCAUCGAGGGAAUCACACGGAGUUUUGGAACAGAGCACCAGCCAUACUUCAGGAAUUCUGUUACAUUUCCUCUUUCUACCAGGCCAGAAAAAUCCUCAGGGUUGCAGUUGGUGGAGUGGGAAGCUUGACACGUGCGUGUUGCAACAGAUUUCAUUGCUGAGAUGGCAGUGUGUGACCUCAGAUAUUUAAGAAAGGAUUUGCUAGAAAACUGCUUGAGGAAAUGAACCUGAGAUUUGUAAGUAGCGUGUUUUGUGAAAGACUCCCAUUUUAAAACUGCUUGUUCCUUCCCUUCCCUCCUUUGGACCAGCCUGGGUACCAGAGGAGAGGCAGUCUGGUUGGGUUUUAUUUACUAUUUUUAACAUACUGAGAAGCAGGGUCUGUCUGGACUGCCCUUCUCUAGUACAACGAUACAAAAUGUGUGCAGCUAUUUUUAAGUGUAUUUUAAGGGUUGUAUAUAUAUUUAGGACACGUUGAAAGGAGCAGUGAAAAGAAAGGGUUUGCUUUAUUCUAACUGGGAUCUCAUUUCUUGAAGGGAAAAUCCUCCCCCCUCCCCACUCUGUGGCAUCAGAAAAUAUACCUCAGGGAGGUAUAUAACAUUCAUCUAAGUGUACUUCUGUAGUGUAAAGCAUUUUGGGAUGCUCUUGUGGAGUGGGGUGCUCCAUUGGGUCAUUUUCUGACACAGUUUCCAUAGCUUUUAGCUGCAGUUUUGUUCCCUGUAGGAAAUGCAAAACGUUUUCCUUUGGCCAAAAUUUGCAGCCCCCUCUUGGAAGGGAAGAAGCAAGAGAGCAGUGAGCUGGUCUUCCUUUCCACACCAAAAGUACUGACUCGUAAAACAUUCUUACACUGUCUAAUCACUGUUGCUAAGUUGUUCUGAGAUCAUGAGGAAGGAGCAUUCAGUUUCUGAAUCCAGACCUUGCUUCCAGCUUAAAAGGCUUUGUAAGUAAGACUUGGCUGAACCUUUCUUUCAUGUCAUAAAACCCCCCAGUAACCAAGUGUUCACCUCCCUGUUUUCAUUCAGGCAGGAGGAGUAAAACUCUCCCCAACCCUUUGAUGGGGAUUCUGGAUCAGGUUCAAUGUUGGGACUUUGCUCUUGCUCUGGUUUUCUAAAAACCAUGUACAACCCCUCCCUGGGUGUGCUCACUCUGAAGCUGAGUGGUGUAGGAAAGAGGGACUUCCUGAUGAAACCACUUUCCUCUGAGGUCUGUAGGGAGCCCCAAAAGGCCUCCUGUUUAAUCUGUGAGCCAUGCAUCUUGCUCUUGACUCUCACUUCUUGUUGGUUGGCAUUUCCCAGAGUUAUCUGAACCGUUCCAGAAGCUGGGCAUGUUUUUUAGAGAGGGAGAAGGAAAUGUUGAUACAAACUCUUGUUGUUUUCCUUGUGCUAGAGAAUGUGAAUCGCUUAAUAUCUGGACACUGGCAGUUCCCUGAGCACAGGACAGGAAUUCCUCUGAGGCUGUUGCUCAUUUCCCUCCCCCCAUUACUCAAGUAAUUUGAGGAGAGUGGUGCAAGCAGGUGAGUGUGGCUCCUAAGUCUGUUGCUGAGGAGCUUUGGAGUGCUUUUUACCUAGUAGUUAACCAAGUUCUGCACUGGAACAGAGUAUAUGUCAUGACCAUUUAAAGGGAUUUUAAAGUAUUUAUUUGUUUUGUGUGUUGUUUGUUGCUCAAAGGCAAUGUUGAGGUCCUGUUCCUCUCGGCUGCAUUAAAGAAACAAAAUACUCAGUGAGAAAUGAAGGUGUUUUUAAGUGGUGCUGAGAACAGCUGAAUAAAGUGUUGGAUGGGCAUAGGAGUUACCUCUUGGAAGAAUCUGUUACAAGCAUUGAUUGUACUAGACUGUAAAGUAUUAACUGUGGGGCAUGAAGUGGGGAAACAAGGAGAGAAAACCCAGCCCAAUUUCAGAAGAUAAACUUGUCCCCACGUUGAAUGUAUUCUCAGUGCAGUCCUGAAAGGUGUGACCUCUGUGCUUGUUCAUGAAUCCAUUUAGAUACCAGUAAACCCUGAGGACUUCCAAGGAGUUUUAUUCACAAAUUAAGGUUGAUUUCUAUUCUUUGGACUGCAUCUUACCCUAUAAAUCAUUUCCCUCUAAAUUAGAAAUGCUGAAAGUUGAACAUUCCUUAAAGGUGGGUUUGGGGGGGGUGACUCACUUAUGUAAGAUUAUAACUUAUUCCUGGAGACCAAUGCUGGCUGUACAAAAUAUUAAAAUAAACUCUGCUGUAAUUCAGAA
Messenger RNA from Apus apus (common swift), 3209 nucleotides. It is a transcript of the gene FBXO45, whose product is annotated as F-box protein 45. The transcript has 3 exons. Gene Ontology annotation, biological process: synapse assembly involved in innervation; proteasome-mediated ubiquitin-dependent protein catabolic process. The record is from RefSeq and is a predicted model, not a curated record. NCBI's taxonomy places the organism in Eukaryota, Metazoa, Chordata, Aves, Apodiformes, Apodidae. Bases 1 to 873 code for a protein of 290 amino acids. Gene Ontology annotation, cellular component: SCF ubiquitin ligase complex; synapse. Gene Ontology annotation, molecular function: protein binding.